Closterium sp. Yama58-4 is the source of this 2112-nucleotide messenger RNA. Lineage: Eukaryota; Viridiplantae; Streptophyta; Zygnematophyceae; Desmidiales; Closteriaceae. The record is from the annotation of a GenBank genome assembly.
AUGGAGAUGGAGGUUUAUGAACAGCAAACACGUGGCAGCGAAGCAGUCAAUAGGAGGGAUAAGGCAGCGAGUGAAGCCGGUAUGACUCUGUCGCUGUUCCCCUCCACCUCCCUCCUCCCACCCAACCGUCCGCUGGAAGCAAACCAUGCAGGUGCAACCCCUCUCGCCGGAACCACCCUCAGCUCCGCACCUGCUGCAGCAGAACUGCUGUAUGGCGGAGCUGUCACAGGCAGGGGUGUGACAGGCGGAGGUGUGACUGGCGGAGGUAUCACAGGAGGAGGUGUGACAGGCGGAGGUAUCACAGGCGGAGGUGUGACAGGCGGAGUUAUCACAGGCGGAGAUGCCGGGUUUGAGACGCCGCAGGCCGUUGGAUCUUCGUCCUCGCGGCUCCGACGGCUGGGAUCCGCCGAGGGGUCGCGCCGGCUGGGGGAUGCUCUGGGGGGUGGUGGGACUGGGAGAGGGGGAGGGGGGAGUGGGGGAGGGGGGAGUGGGGGGAGUGGGGGAGGGACAGGGGGGAGUGGGGGAGGGACAGGGGGGAGUGGGGGAGGGACAGGGGGGAGUGGAGGGAGUGGUGCUGGGGCAGGUAGGAGUGGGGGAAGUGGGACUGGGACAGGGGCAGGGGGGAUUGGCGGAGGGGCAGUGGGGAGUGGCGGAGGGGCAGUGGGGAGUGGCGGAGGGGGAGUGGGGAGUGGCGGAGGGGCAGUGGGGAGUGGCGGAGGGGCAGGGAUAGUGAGGAGCGGGGGAGGAACAGGAGGGAGUGGGUCUGGUGGCGGGGGGGGUGGGAGUGGGGGAGGGGCAGGGGGAAGUGGGGGCGGGGCAGGGGGGAGUGGGGGAGCGGCAGGGGGAAGUGGAGGCGGGCCAGGAGGGAUUGCGGGAAGUGGGAGUGGGGGAGGGGCAGGGGGAGGGGCAGGGGGAGGGGCGAGGGGGGCUGGUGGGCUGCUCCCUGCGAGUGGCUUUACUGGCAGCGGAUUGGGCGGCAGCAGGCUGGCCGGCAGCAAGAUGGGCGGCGUUGGGCUGGCCGGCAGUGGAUUGGCCGGCGGUGGGCUGGGCGGUGGGGGCCUGGGCGGUGGCGGGCUGGGUGGCGGGCUGGGCGGCGGGCUGGGUGGCGGGCUGGGCGGCGGGCUGGGCGGCGGGCUGGGCGGCGGGCUGGGUGGCGGGUCACGGUUGGCUCGUAGCUUCGUGUGGAGCAAAGAUCAGUUGAAGGAGAUCGAGCAGAUGAAAGAAGCCAUGGCUGAGAUGGAAGAGCAGGGUGGGGAGGCGGGAGGUGUGGCUGGGGACGCACGGGUUGGGGACGCACGGGUUGGGGACGCACAGGUUGGGGACGCACGGUUAGGGUUUGGAGCAUGGGCAGGAGGAAAUGCGGGGGGAGGAGAGGGAGCAAGCAGUGGCGAAGGGGCAAGAGCAGCAGCAGGGGCUUGGGCUGGUGCUGAUGCGUCUGCUGGCAGGGCAUUGACCGGAGACGGGGGCGUGAGGCGCCUGGAGAGAGGACGAAGCGGAGUGGGGAAGAGUGAAGCAUGGGAGGGUUUACACAGGGGAGGGGGAUCAGGACUGGACCUGUACUCUUGGGAUGGGGGGGAAGGGUGUGCGAGUCGCAAGCCAGGGCCGAAGCGGAAGGAGGGGCCGGUCAGCCAUUUUUGCCAGAACGCACGGAAGCGGAGGGAGCGGCUGACAAGGCACAUCCGGGCGCUGGAGAAGCUGGUGCCUCAGAGGGCUCGCAGCGAUGCGGCCUCUGUUCUCGAGUCCGCCAUCUCCUUCAUCAAACGCCUCUCCCGGGAGAACCAGGAUCUUCGCAGGGAAGUGGCAACGCUCCGGUCUUCAUCUGACGCCCAUCCGGCACACCUCAUGCCAAACCCUUCCCAUGCUUCCCCUGCUGCUGCUACUGGUACUGGUACUGCUUCAGCCUCUGCUGUUCUCGAUGCUGCUCCUGCCUCUGCUGCUGUGUUGGGUUCCCUGACAAUCCCAAUGGAUCCCUCUAGUCGUGCACGUGUCGCUUCUUCUGCCGCUGCUGCUGCUGCUGCUGCUGCUGCUGCUGCUGCUGCUGCCAGCCCUGUUUCUGCUUCUGCUUUUGCCCUUGGUCGUGGGUGUAGCAAUACACUCUCAGAUCCCAGUUGA